CGUCACUUCCUCUUUGGACCAAAAAAAAAAUAUCUCUCUUCCACAUUCUGAGAAAUUUUCAAUCUCUUUCUCUCUUCUUCUUCUUCUGGUUUGGUUAGAAAGAACUUUCUGGAAUCUCCAAAAUAGGUUAAAGCCGCGAUUAUUUUUCUAAAAUCUCUCUUCCUCUGCUUCUCUCUAAACCCUACUCUUUCACCUUCUCUUCUUCACUCCACUAAUCCUAAUUGCAAUGGUGCUUUUAUUUAUAAGUAGAAAGAUUUUAUUUUAUUUUUUUUAGGAAAAGUAAAAUUCAAUUCAUGUUGAUAAAUCAUUCACUCCAUAAAAAAAUAAAUAAUUCCAUUACAUUCCAUUCUUCCUCUCCUCUCUAAAGUGCCAACCCUAACCUCUCCUUUCCUCUCUGAACCGAACCGCCGCAGAAGCUACCUGAUGGCGAUGUCUGUCGUCUGCAAUUUCAGCCCCCUCGCGCUCCGCAAAGACCACGAUUCAGUUGAGAAUGAGAAGAAGGAUUUUGCUUCACCGAUAAAGAAAUUGAAAGUUGACAAGGAUGAUUUAGUAGGAGAAGAAGAACACAACACUGAUUCCGUUACAAGCCUCUCACUCUCAGAUCGAGAAAUUUUUGAUAAAUGGUGCAAAUGUUAUCGAAGAACAUACAAGGACGAAGAAGAAGAAAAGUUUAGGUUCAGUAUCUUCCAGAAAGUUCUUAACCCACCCAUACCUGAGAACGAGCGUGGUCGCUAUUAUGUCGGUAUGGCUGAUCGAACCACAGAAGAAUUGGAGGGGUCUGUUGCUUAUAUUUUUGAAUCUGACAUUGAAUUGAUGGACAAACUUGAUGAAAUCUUCACACAAAGUGAGAAGGAUUUUCCGGAAUUGAAAGGUUCAAUAAGAGAAGAAGACAACACUGUUACAAGCCUCUCAAAUCGAGAAAUUUUCGAUAAAUGGUGCAAAUAUUUUCGAAUAACAUACAAUGGCGACGAAGAAGAAAAGUUUAGGUUCAAUAUCUUCCAGAAAGCUCUUAACCCGCCCAUACCUAAGAAGGAGCGUGGUCUCUAUUUUCCCGGUUUGGCUGAUCGAACCAGUGAAGAAUUGGAUGGGUUGGAUGCUUAUGUUUUUGAAUCUGACAUUGUUAAAUAUAUGCACGGACUUGAUGGGAAGAUGCUUUAUGGAUUCACACAAAGCGAGAAGGUUUUUGCGGAAUUGAAAGAUUCAGCAAGAGAAGAAGACAACACUAAUUAUUAAUUUAUUAUUAUUAUUAUUAUUAUUAUUAUUAUUAUUAUCAACAGUAAUGUAUUUUCGAAGCUGAAAUGGUUUGGUUGGAAGUGUGGUCGACCAUGCUUUAGCUACAAGUAGAGGGAUGUUAAUUUUUAUUUAAUUUGAACAUUAUACUUUUGGAGUUUAUAUGUUCUCCUAACUUUCACUUGUGUAAUUAAAUAAUCAAUUGAGAGCAUGGAUUAAUUCAAUAUUUUUUUUUGUUA
Trifolium pratense (red clover) is the source of this 1469-nucleotide messenger RNA. RefSeq lists its product as uncharacterized. Lineage: Eukaryota; Viridiplantae; Streptophyta; Magnoliopsida; Fabales; Fabaceae. The transcript is spliced from 4 exons. The record is from RefSeq and is a predicted model, not a curated record. The coding region runs from base 424 to 1233 and encodes 269 amino acids.